AUGGAACAAACACAAUUAAAAAGACUGAAAAUAUCAGCAUACACAUCUGAGGAGAUCAAAGGCUCAUCAGUAAAGGAAAUCCUCGUUCCUCAAUCUCACGACCUAAUUGGGCUCCCCAACAAAGACGGACUUCACGACCUCUCCCUCGGACCAACUGACAGAGCAGACGUCUGUGUUCGCUGUGGCCUCAAUUCUGGAGAUUGUCUUGGUCACAUUGGCCACAUAUCUCUCCCAAUUCCAGUUUAUAAUCCAAUUUUAUUCGACCAUUUCAUGAAUGUAGUAUUUGUACUAAUAAUGAUUAAAAUAGAUCAUAAAGUCAACAAAGAUGACGAUUUUUCAAAAAUUGUUUUUGACUGUCGUGUAAAAUUUCACGACGACUUUUUCCGUAAUUUUAUUUUGCGGAAAGACGUUUGUUCGUAUUGUGGGAAGCGGAUGGCGAAACCAACUUCUGAGAACUGCGGAGUGGUGUUGUACAAGACCUUGGAAAAUGAAAAGUCGAAGGUCGCGUUUGAUGUGAUAAAACAAUGGGAGGCACUCCAAAAGAAAGUGAAUUCUUUAUAUUGUGGGGACAGCAAGGUUUUGGGAGUUAAAAACGACUUUAAAAAAUUUUUGGAGAAAAAAGCUGGAAUUAUGCGUCAGAAUUUGAUGGGGAAAAGAGUCAAUUUUGCUGCAAGAUCUGUCAUAUCGCCGGAUCCACUGUUGGGUGCAGACGAGGUGGGAAUCCCGACUUUUGUUGCCUCAAAGCUGACCUUCCCCGAACGAGUAACUCACUUUAAUGUCUCGGAAUUACGUGCCGCUGUAAUAAAUGGGCCAGAAAUAUAUCCUGGGUAAGUUCUCUCGUUUAGUUUAAGUGCUUCGUAUGUCAUUGACGAGGAAGGACACACUGUUUAUCUAAAUCCACGGAAUGACCGACAAAGACAUUCAAUCGCGGACAGACUUCUCAUCUCCAUAAAUAAUGAUCAAAAAACAGUAUUACGUCACCUAAAAACUGGGGAUUUUGUUUACAUGAAUCGUCAACCCACUUUACACCGUCAGAGUGUACAAGCACAUCGAGUUCGUGUUUUGGACAACCAACAAACAAUCCGCAUUCACUACUCAACGUGUAAAUCAUACAACGCGGAUUUUGACGGAGACGAGCUGAACUGUCAUUUCCCUCAGAGCCAACUAUGUCGGAGUGAGGCCUUUGUGAUUGGUUUGACUUAUCAGCACAUUGUCCCUAAAGAUGGCUCCCCUCUGUUUGGACUUAUUCAAGACCAUUUAAUCACAGGGACUCUCCUUUGUCUUCGAGGACGAUUUUUGGAUGGUGAUCAGUUCAGACACCUUUUGUAUUCUGGGUUGUAUUCCAUCCGGAGACGAAUAAUUAUUCCACUUCCCGCGAUCAUAAAACCUCGCAAGCUUUGGACUGGAAAGCAGGUGAUUUCAGCAGUUUUGAUGAAUAUGAUUCCCGCCAAUUGUCCUCCUCUCAAUUUGAACAGUACCACCAAGAUUUCCACAUCUGUAUACGUGCACAUGCAGGAGAGUUCGGUUAUAAUUCGGGAGAAUGAUCUGCUUGUUGGUUUCUUGGACAAGACCAACAUUGGAUCAUCUGCGUAUGGACUUAUUCAUACAUGUUAUGAGGUAAUAUUAAUAACUUGUUGUCUUUAUGGGGGACGAGUUGCUACAGAUUUUCUUACGUGUUUAUCUCGUCUUUUCACUAAUUUUUUAAAGACUCAAGGAUUUUCUGUUGGGAUUGAAGAUGCCAUAAUGUCCAAAAAAGUAAGUAAAACUGAUUAA
This is a messenger RNA of Octopus sinensis (East Asian common octopus), 1773 nucleotides long. Its product is annotated as DNA-directed RNA polymerase I subunit RPA1-like. Gene Ontology annotation, molecular function: DNA binding; DNA-directed RNA polymerase activity. Gene Ontology annotation, biological process: DNA-templated transcription. Gene Ontology annotation, cellular component: RNA polymerase I complex. The record is from RefSeq and is a predicted model, not a curated record. NCBI's taxonomy places the organism in Eukaryota, Metazoa, Mollusca, Cephalopoda, Octopoda, Octopodidae.